GUCAAAGUUUCGACAAUGUGUUUGGCAAUCUCUUACAACACACACACAAAUGAAAAAUUGACGAGACUCCAUUUGUAUGCGUGUGUAUGUACGCGUCGUACGCGUGGAGGAGUGAAACAACCCUUGAGAUGAUGUGCGUGAUUCGGCUUGCCAGUGAUAGUACGACGUUCACCGCUCGAGACUGUCCAUCUGGUCUCACGAUCAGUAACGUCCCAGAGUUCAUCGAUGUAACAUUCAACGACGUCUUACAAUUAAUCGUGCUAGAUUCCGUGAUUAAGCAAAACAGUACUAUAAAAAUUCUUAAUCUCCGAAGAGGUCGAACGUUUUCGGCGAGAGAAUCUCGUUCCAAGUUUCGGUCGUGCGGGUGGAUAUUUUUUUCCUGAAUAUAAUUUCGUCUCGGAAGAAGGAAGAAAGGGCAAAAUGGGAUUUCUAUUGGCCAAAAUAAUAAUAACGAUAAAUCGCAUCAUUUUUUAUAUACUUGGACCGAUAUUUGCGCUGGUUUACCUUAGAAAACCACCGCGUUUACCGCCGAUCGAGAAUCCCUUAUUGAAAUUGAGCGCGACUGCGUCGGCUAUGAAGAUUAGAAACGGUCAACUUUCCAGCCAGGCAUUAGUGGAAGCAUACGUCCAACGCAUCAAGGAAGUGAACCCGUUGCUGAACGCAGUGGUGGAAGAUCGGUUCGAGGAAGCCCUGAACGACGCGAGAUUGUGCGACGCCAGGCUAAGGAGCGGCCAAGUGGACUCGAAGAAACUAGAAACAGUGGCACCGCUUUACGGUGUGCCGAUCACCAUUAAAGAAAGCUGCUCGCUCAAAGGGUUGAGUUUCACGGGUAACACGUUAAGGAGGAAGGGGAUGAAAGCUCGACAGGACGGGGCAGCAGUGAAAUUAUUAAAAGAGGCCGGAGCAAUUCCGUUACUGGUAAGCAACACGCCGGAACUAUGCUCGUCCAUUCAGUGCAACAACAUUCUACACGGAUGCACGUUGAACCCGUACGACAUGAGAAGAUCGCCAGGGGGAUCGUCAGGGGGUGAGGCCGCGUUGAUCAGUGCAGGAGCGUCGAUGCUCGGCCUUGGCUCCGACUUUGCUGGCUCCAUAAGACUGCCAGCCCUGUUCACUGGCAUUUUCGGUCACAAACCUAGUCCAGACAUCGUUCCCAACGAGGGCCACAUGCCCUGGUCGGAUCAAGAUCUGUUCCGAUCGAUGUUGGUCCUCGGACCAAUGGCGAGGUACGUCGACGAUCUUUACUUGGCCAUGAGACUGUUCGAUUCGAGAUCAGAGACACGGUUAUUACCAAUGAUCGACGACCCGGUGAACCUGAAGGAUCUAAGAGUUUUCUACGUAGACACCAUAAACAAUGGUAGCAGCCUAAAGUCGUCUACACAGGAUAUGAAAGGAGCAGUGCACAGAGCGACGAGGCAUCUCUCCGAGAAAGGAGUCAGAGUGGAACAGUUGGCGCAAAGUUCGCUGAAAGACUUAUGGUCGAUCAUGAUGUGCGUCUACCCGAACGUGGAAAUGCCCGAUCUGUUGGAUCCCGAUCACCCGGGGAGCAAAAGCGCGUCCCUCGAACUGAUCAAAUCGACGUUCGGCUUGUCGCAAUAUAGCUUGUCGGUCUGUUAUGUGCAACUGCUCCUGGAUACCAAGGCUUUCAUCUCGAGUGAAACGGCCAAACACUAUUUCCAAGUGAAAAAUCAAUUGCGUCAGACGCUUAACGAUUUGCUCAAAGACAAUGGGGUGUUGAUCUGUCCCACUUUUCCUCGUCCAACGAUCUACACCGAACUCAUCCUCUUCAUAUUGGAUAGCAACCACUAUUGUUCACUGGCUAACUUGUUGCACAUGCCAGCCACGCACGUACCAAUGGGCCUGAACGACGAUGGAUUACCGAUCGGACUGCAGGUAAUAUCUGCGCGAAACCAAGAUCAUCUCUGUCUAGCGGUUGCGAAAGAAUUCGAAACGGCUUUCGGUGGCUGGGUACCACCACCCAGUCGUUGACCGGACCGAUCGGACAGUGUAUUAUCGGUCGACGUAUGCGAGAAAUGUGAUUUAUUUCGAAACGUACUCGAUGGAUACAAUGGGUAUGGGAGAGUGCAAUAACAUAGAAUACCUUAGAUUAUACACAUGGUAAAUCAGUAGAAUUAUUUAUAGUAUAUAGAACCGGAGGAGGCGGUGUUGCUUCGAACAAAGGAACCGUGGCGAACGUGAAACAUUGGAAAUGCCAUGAAAAAAAUUCAUGUUACUUUUC
This is a messenger RNA of Ceratina calcarata, 2239 nucleotides long. Its product is annotated as fatty-acid amide hydrolase 2-like. Gene Ontology annotation, cellular component: endomembrane system. The record is from RefSeq and is a predicted model, not a curated record. The transcript is spliced from 10 exons. Bases 421 to 1989 code for a protein of 522 amino acids. Lineage: Eukaryota; Metazoa; Arthropoda; Insecta; Hymenoptera; Apidae.